AUGGUCGACAAGAUGAGCUUGAAGCUUCUCAUAGACAAAUCCUCCCACAGGGUCCUUUUUGCUGAAGCUGGCAAAGAGGUGGUGGAUUUCCUCUUUGGCCUCUUGUGUAGGUACUAUAUAUGUCCCUUGUGCUACUCCAACUACAACAAUGUUGUCCAUUUUACUGAUGUUUACGGGACUCACUGUCCUUGCAACGGUCAAAUGACAAAAGAGAAACACUACAUGGAUUCCAAGUCCAAUAGGGUUGAAGUUAACGGUGGUGGCGGAUUUGUCCAUGGUAUUGUGACCUAUACCAUUUCGGACGAUUUAACGGUAACGGCAAUGUCCACGAUCUCUAGCAUCACGCUUCUCAACAAUUUUAACAUCAAAGAUCUGGGCUCGCUUGAGGAAAGUACCGUGGAACUCGGCUUAGAAGAGGGGUUGGAGCUCCUGAAGGCUUCUCUGCAGUCGAAAACCGUUCUCACCGACGUUUUUCUCGGGAAGAAGUAG
This is a messenger RNA of Elaeis guineensis (African oil palm), 489 nucleotides long. NCBI's taxonomy places the organism in Eukaryota, Viridiplantae, Streptophyta, Magnoliopsida, Arecales, Arecaceae. The record is from RefSeq and is a predicted model, not a curated record.